GAUGCCCGCAGCGCCAGGAGGGACACGCAAGAAAGAUGCCCCAGGACUCGUGGGAUGGAUUCUGAAGGUCAGCAGUGCACUUCCACACGCACCGACCAUGACGCUGGUCCCAGCGGGUGCCACGUCCACCAGGCCCCUGCAGUGGGUUUUUGUGUUCCUCCUGGUGUUCUCCACGCUAACAACGCUGUACAUAACCUUUCCUUCCAAGGCUGUGCUUGAGAAGGUGAACCCGAUGUAUUUCUACGAGUAUGAACCCGUUUACAAGCAGAACUUCCCGUUCACGCUGCGGGAGCGCUGGAAGUGCCAGGACGUCCGCCCGUUCCUGGUCAUCCUGGUGUCUUCCAGGCCCAGGGAGGUGAAGGCCAGGCAGGCCAUCAGGAUAACGUGGGGCUCUCGCAGCUCCUGGUGGGGCCACCGAGUGCUGACCCUGUUCUUGCUGGGGCAGGACACCCCUAGAGGAGACAGCGCCGUGGAGCUGUCGGUGCGGGACGAGAGCAUCCUGUACGGGGACAUCAUCCAGCAGGAUUUCAGGGACACCUACGGCAACCUCACCCUGAAGACCAUCAUGGGCUUCCGCUGGGUGGCCGAGUUCUGCCCCGGCACCAGGUUCCUCAUGAAGACCGACAGCGACGUUUUCAUCAACACCCCCAGGCUGGUGGAGUUCCUGCUGCGGCGCAAUUCCUCGGAGAACCUCUUCACUGGUUACCCCCUCAUCAACAACUUUGCCUACAGGGGCUUUGACAAAACCAGAUCCAUCUCCUACCGGGAAUAUCCCUUCAGGUCGUACCCUCCGUACUGCGGUGGGAUGGGCUAUGUCCUGGAUGGAAAACUGGCCCUGAGGAUUUACGAGCUGAUGGGCCACGUCAGGCCGGUGAAAUUCGAGGAUGUCUAUGUUGGAAUUUGCUUAAACAUCCUUAAAGUCCCCGUCAGUGUCCCCGAAGAUGCCGAGCAGUUCUUCCUGUAUAGAGUUAAUUUUGAUGCCUGUAAGUACAGACACCUGAUCGCAGUUCACGGCCUCACACCGAGUGAACUCAUCCAGUUCUGGCAGGAUUUGUCAUCCAGCAGCUCUGUGACUUGCCUUUGAUUCUGGAUUAACAAGGAAAACUUAAACCUGUUUGGUGUAAAAACAUUUAAAGGGCAGGGAAAUGCAAACCAAAAGCAGUUCUAGUGAUGCCUUUUGACAACGCUGCAGUGGCAGCAUCUCCCUGGAACAUCGCAGUGCUCUUAAAUAAAAACACCAGGAAUUCAUAAAGCACUUUUCCAUGUGCACUCAGGGUACUUUGGAAUGCUCAGGGUACUUUGGAAUGCUCUGUCCCAUCUGCCUCUGACACCUCCCCACGUGGUCAGCUCCAGGGAUUUCUGCCUGAAUCUUCUGGAAUGGAGGAAAAGUCACCAAGGAAUAAUGUUAUGCCAAGAAACCAGCUUUGAGGACGCUUCCCAAAUUCCUGCCUGGAUUGUUUUUGUUGCUUUAUGGCCACUCUCAAUUAUUUGUUCUCUCAAAACAACCUUCUUUGUGUGUCUCACCUCUGUGACCCUUCUGAGAGUGUCACCCCCGGGUAUUUAAAGGUAUCACCUCUGUCAUGCUUCCAAGAACACUCCAAGCCUGUGGGAUCUGCAGGAGCUGAUGGGAAAUUCUGGGAAAAAUGGGGCACUUUUUGUGUGUGUGUCUCUAUGGUUAUAAAAUAAAACUGCUUUGGGGUCUCGGACAGUGUUCCCAGACUCCUGGGGGGCA
This is a messenger RNA of Myiozetetes cayanensis, 1732 nucleotides long. It is a transcript of the gene B3GALNT1, whose product is annotated as beta-1,3-N-acetylgalactosaminyltransferase 1 (globoside blood group). The transcript has 2 exons. Bases 2 to 1084 code for a protein of 360 amino acids. Gene Ontology annotation, cellular component: membrane. Gene Ontology annotation, molecular function: N-acetyl-beta-D-glucosaminide beta-(1,3)-galactosyltransferase activity. The record is from RefSeq and is a predicted model, not a curated record. Lineage: Eukaryota; Metazoa; Chordata; Aves; Passeriformes; Tyrannidae.